Anarrhichthys ocellatus (wolf-eel) is the source of this 5018-nucleotide messenger RNA. RefSeq names its product thioredoxin domain containing 16 (gene txndc16). The transcript is spliced from 20 exons. The record is from RefSeq and is a predicted model, not a curated record. Bases 1188 to 3731 code for a protein of 847 amino acids. NCBI's taxonomy places the organism in Eukaryota, Metazoa, Chordata, Actinopteri, Perciformes, Anarhichadidae.
CAAUUUAAGGGGGGGGAACCUCCGGAUCAGCUGUGAUGCAGUUUUAGACCCGCCCCCCUUGCGCUCGACGAAAACGGAAACUAGCGUUUCACAGGCCGCCAUUUUGGCUCAACGUAAGACUCAUUUGCUCCUGAAACAGCUGACUCCGGAGCCACAGACUAUUGCCAGUUUCCGAGCUAAAUCCACGGCUAAAUCUCUCAAGCGAAACGACGUCCUCACACCUACUUUCUCAGUGCGCCGCUUCAUUGGCUAAUCCAGCCGCCCAACCUCCACAGUAUCCUCACUCCAUUGGUUCAUGAUGAUGUCAGCUGCGGCAGUGCCCGCCCUUUGUAUGCCUAUGAUUGGGUGUUUGCUCAAGUCAAAACUUGUUCCCCGAUCUUAUUGGCUCAACUAAGCAAGUGGGCGUCUCUCGCUGAGAAAGAGGCCAUCAAAACAAUUCGCAAAUAUUUACGUCAAGUCAUUGAGCAAUAACCAACAGUUGCGGAAAAAAACAUGGUUGCCUUCAAAAUAAAAGCUUAAACGUUGGCAUGCACGAAACUGCAAUGUUUGGGAAUUACAAACAACUGUAAAACAGCCACAUUAUUACCAUCUACGUAUUAUUAUAGUAUAAUUGUCACGUUUAUCAUACAAGUUUGUCCGGACAACUCAAAAAACGCAUCGCAACAAAUUCGCCAAUUAAUGAUUUUAUUAUGAAAUGAUAACAGGAAGCUGGUUUCACCCUUGUAGCUUGACACUGUUUCCUGAAGUGUGAAGCAUCGAUCACUCAAGAUACAUUUUUUCAAAUUUCACUGUGCAGCUUGAGGAGAAAUAACCUUACAAACUUCCCUGGCAUAACACUACCUCUCCCACGGACAUAAGCGGAUAUGUGUAUAUUAUUCACGAGUGUUGACGUUAGCUAGCCAUAAAAAUAACCAUGGACGAACACUCGUCAGUAGGAAGCUAACAGCUAGCUAAUUAGCUAGCAUGAACAGCAUCAUCGUCCCUAACUAAAGCAUAUAAAGCGCCGUUUGGGGCUUUCUUGAUACUUUCUUGAUACUUGUUACUUUUAAUUAGCGUCAUUAUGUAAGCCGUCUCCGUUAACCGCGGCGUUAACCGUGGUUUGUAACGUUUGAGCCACUUGGGCAGACAGACGUUGGAACUUAAACCCUUCCUCAACUCUCUGCCUCACCUGCUGCGUCCGGAAGUUUAUGAUCCAGUUUGUGACCCCCCAGAAACGGAGCCUUUCCUCCAUCAUGUGGACGUGCAUUGCUGUCGUCCUGCUGUGGGGGAGGUUAGGAGGCGGCACAGAGAAGGCCAGCACGUCGGCCCCGAUGGAAUACACGUCUGCGGACUUCAACGACAAAUUGCAUUCUGGGAAGACAAUGUUCAUCUAUUUCGAGCAGCAAGUCUCCUCAACCAUCGCUCUGUUCUUGGCGGAGUUGGAGCAGUCCGCUGACGCUCUGCAGCAUUAUGGGGUGCUGGUUGGCAAGGUCAACUGCAAUAAAGAGCCGGUUCACAAAUACUGCGCGGAAGAGAAGGCGCUGAACACGGCAUUUCUCUUCAGGGGUGGCAAGGAGUUCUUGGGUUUUAAUUUGGACACCGUGUUUGACGUCAACUCCAUCGUCUCGGAGGUCCUAUUUGCCAUUCUGCGCGAGGAGAUCAAGUACGUUCACACAGAAACUGACCUGCUGGCCAUGGAGAAGGCCGCUAGAGGGAAGAAGGAUAUCGCGCUGGGUUACGUCAGCAGCCUGGGAACACAAGAGCACAGAUCGAUGAUGGAGACGGCGUAUGUGUACGGAUCCAAAUACCAGUUCAUCCUCAUAACUGGAGGCCCAGUUUUGAACCACCUGAGCGUCGAUGAGACGUCUCGCUCGUCUCAAGUGUGGUUCCUCCACUGCAGAGCUCACGGCGGGUCCAUGACCUCCGAGCACUGUCCCUCGACCCGUAUGAGUAAACCGCUGUUCACGCUCAGCCUCCACUCCUUCCUGCAGCUCAUGGAGGCGCCGCUAGUGUCUGAAGUUUACGACGACCCGUCCUCGGUCCAGCCCCCUCAGUUCCCCUACCAGGACACCCCCCAGGUCUUCCUGUUCUCCCGUCCCGCCACCAAGCAAGAGGACCUGGACACGGCCACCGCUCUGGCCUGGAGGCUCCGCGGCCUCGCCCUGCUGGUGCUCGUGCACAGGCAGAGUCCUAUAGUGAAAACCGUCGAUGAAUAUAAUGCUGCUUACAGGCUGCCUGAGAAAGGUUCAGAGGUGAAGUAUUUGCACUCAAACAGCACCGAUGAGCUGCUGGAGCUCUUCACAAAUCAAGAGGAAGAGGAGGACGAGGGGUCGGAGGAGGACGACGAGGAGGAGGAGGAGGAGGAGGAGGAGGAGGAGGAAGAGGAGGAUUUGGAUUCCAAAUUGCACAUGCUGGACGAUGAAAUCGCCGAGUCCGUCUUCGAAAACCGCCUCAACUUGCCAGACUCGGACUCACUCGCCCAGCUGACCUCCGACAACUUCCACGCCACAGUGGCUGAAAGCAGCCUGACGGUGGCGCUCUUCUACCUCCCAUGGGAGGCUGUUUCUAAGACCUUUCUCAGCUCAUUCAUUGACGUUGCUGAGAGACUUGAAGAUUCCGAGGUCCAGAUGUGUGUGGUCGACUGCGCGGAGUGGACCGACCUCUGCGCCGCCGAGUCGGGCGGCUCCCCCCCGAUCCUGUUCCGGCCGGUCACGGUCUUCCCCACCGUCCUGCUGCUCCGCCCCGAGGAGUCGGCCCAGCACUACGGAGGCAUGCUGGGUGCCGAGGCGCUGCACCGCUUCAUCGUGCUGAGCCAGCCAGCUUCUCCGGCGCGACUGUCCACCCAAGAGGAAGUGACAUCAUUCCUCCAGGAAGUGCCUCACCCCGGGCUGGCAGGCUACAAGCCCGAUCACGCACUGGGACUGUUUAAGACACAAGCAGACGCAGCUGUGCGGCCGUUCACUGAAGCAGCAAAGUCAUUGAGAGGAGAGGCGCUGACCGGACUGCUGACGGAUGGGCUGGCAGAGAAAUGGGCGGCGGAGCACAACGUGGAUCUUCCUGCAGUGUUGGUGUUUCCGUCUUGGGGGGCACGCACUCGGCCCUCUGCACUGACUGCCUCCACCUCCGCCGAGGAGCUGCUCUCCCGCAUCAGCACCGCACUGCUGCACCCACUGCCUGAGCUGACGGUGGAAAACCUGCCAUCCUUCCUCUCCCUGGGCAAAGGCCUCCUCCUCCUCUUUGUGGGAGAGGAGGAGGACGAGAUCGGGCGGAGGCAGAACCAGGUGCUGCUGGAGGAGAUGUUAGGAGUGGUGGAGCUGGGCGGGGAGCGGAUGGAGCGAUACCUGGUCUGCUGGAUCCACCUCGGCCGCACUCCAGCUGGUAUGUCUGUCCUGGGGUCGUACCUGGGCUCCAUGCCCCCCCUCCCUGCCCUGGUCCUCACCCAUUUGCCCUCUGGAAGUGAAAUCUAUCAGUACUCCCCCAACACGCCCAUCAUGGCCUCCUCUGUCCUGCAGUGGGUGCAGAGGGUCGAGGACGGGGCCGAGUCAGCUGCAGGGACGUUGGGUGGGGACAGCUGGCCUCCCGCUGCCGAGUUUUUCGACUUCCUGAAAAUCAUGGACAUGCAGGAACCCAGCUCCAGCCGGCAGCAGACUCCUGAGGCCAAGGUGGAAGAAGGUGUGGCAGUAGAUAAAGCAGGGAGGGAGUCCUCCUCUAGCUUUCCCGCGCAUGACAAGCACCCUCACACUGAACUGUGAAGAGAACACGAUGGGGCACACAACGCAGCACCAAAAGACACUGUGAACUUAAAGUCAGUUUAAUAUGACUGAUCACAUAUUCUGUUACGUGUAGUUUCAUUUCCUGGUUUCCUACCGCUGCGGUUUUGUCACUGAUUCCUGUGAACUCUGCUUCUACCCGAUUUGCUGACUACUCAUUAUUAAAGAUACAACCGACAGUAUGUGCUAAGCUGUUGGUCAUUAGUGUGAAUGUAUCGUUCCAGUUCCAGAAAGCCAACAUCCUCAUCAGUCAUAGGAUCAGACGCCGUUACCUCUUCCUCAGAUGAUUUGCCACAGUGAUGUUUUAACUGUUACCACGUCUGCCUUCCCUCUUUAAUCACACCAUGCGUGGAAACUGCAGUGACUUUACGUGAAGGAUAUUUAUGUCCUGCAAGCGUCCUGAAAAUUUGUCUUAUUUUUCCCAUCAUUCCACUUCCCGUCCCGUAACAACAGCGGUGUAAUUAGUUUUUUUUCCCGGCAGUUGAGAUGCAGAACAGAGGAGGUGGAAUAGGUCAGUUGGAUCAGUCUGCUCUCAUUAUUAUUAUUAUUAUUAUUAUUAAUAUUAUUAUUAUUGUUACGGUGGUUUCAGAUGUGGUUUCUGGGACUUUGAGUCGUCUGAAUCAAUUAGUGUCUCCGUUAAAAGGGAACAUCCAUCUUGAGCAAUCAGCUGAAGGAUCUGAAGGGCUCUUGUGGUUUAGGGCGGAAUUUCUUCUGAACCCAUGUGAAUCUUCAGCUUAAAUUUUUGUCUUUGUUCUUAAUGAAACAGACGGACUGAGCACAAGACUGGCAGUUUUUAUUUAUGCUGUAAGGGCUUGGUUGUUAUUUUUUGACAUACUGUGAAUAUUAAAUAAAUGAGAUAAUGACAUUAAAUAUUUUUUCAAGCCCAUGUUUUGAGGUAUGUUAAGAUAUAAAUGUUUACACAAUGGGGCUGUCCCGUAAAGUGUUCUCCUUUUAAACAAAGUACUCCUUAAAUUGGUCUAUUUUUGUAGAUUUAAAUAUACAGUGUGAGCCCUGAGCAGCGCCCACCCUUUUGCCCAUUAGGCACUACACAAAGGUGAAAGGUCAAGUGUGUGCUGGUGGCUGCCUGACCGAUGCAGUGAAAGAAAAUAGGGGCAGCGCUGGUCAAAGAGGGUCCAAUUACAGUAGAGAACCAAUGGUGAAAUAAGAAAAUUUAAAAAAAUCAUUUCUUUACUUUUAUGGCCCAAAAGUGUUGGUAGUUUUAGUAGUUAGGUACACAAAAAAUGACAAUUAAAAAAUAUUUAACUUUUC